CGAAAUCGCUGACAAAAGCUCUAGAUGCUACUUUUUUGUCCGCCCUCAAGAGAUCUUGAUCUCACGAUCAAGUCUCCUUUCAACAAGUAUCGGCCGCCAUGAAUUCAACUCGAAGCAUCGUCGCCGCUGCGCGAACAGCAGCAAAACCUUCAAAGAGCAUCUCCCGAUCCUGGACUCGACAUUCUUCACACAAAGCCGCCCCUCCAUUAUCCCAAGCACCGCGAUCCCAAAAUGCCUCCCGAUCAUUCCAGACCCAAGGAUCACGGAAAAACACCUCUGCCGGCCUAGCAGAAGCCUCCAACCCCGCAAUGGCCUUCCCCUGCCUCGACGCCCUCGAAUCCAAGUCCGCAACCCUCGAAGCGCGCUCCCUCUCCAGCGGUCCAGAACCCUCCUACACCAGCGGCGUAACGCUCAACUACCAAUGCCACGAACCUUUACUCCUGGACUGGGGCGGCGUGCUCCCGGAAUUCAAUAUAGCAUAUGAAACAUGGGGCACACUCAACGCGGACAAAUCGAACGUCAUCCUGCUACACACUGGUCUCUCAGCUUCUUCGCACGCGCAUUCCACGGAGACGAAUCCGAAGCCGGGCUGGUGGGAGAAGUUCAUCGGCCCCGGCGGAUGUUUAGAUACGGACAAAUAUUUUGUGAUUUGUACGAAUGUUAUAGGAGGGUGUUAUGGGAGUACGGGGCCGAGUAGUGUUGAUCCGGCCGAUGGACACAGGUACGCUACGCGGUUCCCUAUACUGACCAUGGAGGAUAUGGUGAGGGCACAAUUUCGACUGCUGGAUGGGCUGGGCAUUGAGAGGUUGUAUGCGAGUGUGGGCGCGAGUAUGGGAGGCAUGCAGAGUUUGGCGGCCGGCGUCUUGUUCCCGGAGAGAGUUGGCAGGAUCGCGAGUAUUUCGGGCUGUGCGAGGAGUCAUCCUUAUAGCAUUGCCAUGCGGCAUACGCAGAGACAAGUGUUGAUGAUGGAUCCGAAGUGGAAUCGCGGGUUUUACUAUGAUAGUGUGCCUCCGCAUGCUGGGAUGAAGCUCGCGAGAGAAAUUGCUACGGUUACUUACAGGUCGGGUCCGGAAUGGGAGCAGAGAUUUGGGAGACGGAGGGCAGAUCCGAGUAAGCAGCCAGCGUUGUGCCCCGACUUUCUCAUCGAGACAUAUCUAGACCACGCGGGCGAGAAGUUCUGCUUGGAGUACGACGCCAAUAGUCUACUCUAUGUAAGCAAGGCGAUGGAUCUUUUUGAUCUUGGUGCAGUGAGUCAGUCUGCGAGCGCGGCACGGCGAGCUGCUCACGCUCAACGAUUUGCAAGUGGGCAAGCCAAAGAUUCAGAUGCUGCUGCAUGCAGUCUCUCCCUGCCCGAUUCCCCUUACGAGGAACAGCCCGAGUCGAAUGCUCCUUCGGAUUUAAACAAGCCAGUCUCGCAAUCAUCGGGACCGCCUGAAGAUUUGGUACUUGGCUUGAAGGUUCUGAGAGAUCACCCUGCACUGGUGAUGGGUGUCGAGAGCGAUAUUUUGUUCCCUGCGUGGCAGCAGAGGGAGAUUGCUGAGACAUUGAGGAGAGCGGGGAAUAAGAACGUGACGCAUGUUGAGCUUGGAGAGGAUGUGAGUUUGUUCGGUCAUGACAGCUUUUUGCUGGACUUGGAACAUAUUGGGGGAAAUUUGAAGCAGUUCCUCGGGUGACUGGAGAGAAGACAAGAAAGACAACGGAAGACUGGUAUUAUGCUCAGGCGAGCAGACGAAAAGGGAGAGAUUCGGUCUAUAUGCACCCUUUGACUUGGGAAAGCGAGAUGGAUACCUGAAGCUCUGCAUCGGGACGGCGUUGUUUGGUAGCAUUUACAGCCUGCGCGAGCAUACACGGGUCUAUUGCAAGAGAAUCAAUGACAUGAAGAUAUUCACCAUUCAUCCAACCUGACCUCUCG
Messenger RNA from Hyaloscypha bicolor E, 1912 nucleotides. RefSeq names its product homoserine acetyltransferase. Gene Ontology annotation, biological process: L-homoserine metabolic process. The transcript has a single exon. NCBI's taxonomy places the organism in Eukaryota, Fungi, Ascomycota, Leotiomycetes, Helotiales, Hyaloscyphaceae. Gene Ontology annotation, molecular function: L-serine O-acetyltransferase activity; homoserine O-acetyltransferase activity. The coding region runs from base 99 to 1673 and encodes 524 amino acids. The record is from RefSeq and is a predicted model, not a curated record.